Annulohypoxylon truncatum is the source of this 2626-nucleotide messenger RNA. Its product is annotated as putative fungal-specific transcription factor. Gene Ontology annotation, molecular function: DNA-binding transcription factor activity, RNA polymerase II-specific; DNA binding; zinc ion binding. Gene Ontology annotation, cellular component: nucleus. The record is from RefSeq and is a predicted model, not a curated record. Gene Ontology annotation, biological process: DNA-templated transcription; regulation of DNA-templated transcription. The transcript is spliced from 4 exons. Bases 136 to 2397 code for a protein of 753 amino acids. Lineage: Eukaryota; Fungi; Ascomycota; Sordariomycetes; Xylariales; Hypoxylaceae.
UUCGGCCGUAAUCCGUCCCGAAUCUCACUAAAAUCUCGGAAGUUCACCCUGGAUCGACUCGCAUCACAACCCAUUAAUGAGAACAUCGUUCGAUGAGAGGCACGGUUUAGAGCAUUCCAGGUUCUCUUAUCGGUUAUGUCGACAUCUCACCAGACGCCACCCCCAGCUUCGGCUGAAUCCCAGUCACCCACGCAGCGACGCGAGCAGGAUGAAGCAGCCCCCUCGCGACCGCGAUCUGGGAAUCCCAAUCGUCGACGGGACAAACCCCAACUUUCUUGCAAUCUAUGUCGACGGCGCAAAUUGCGAUGCGAUCGCCAGCACCCAUCAUGUUCCAGCUGCCUUCUGCGGGGUCAAACCUGCACUUAUGCGGAGAAUCAGGGCCUUGCCAUGCCGCCGGAUAGAACAGCGGUCCCCAGCCUGCAUAAUCGCAUCGUCUAUCUUGAGAGUUUGGUCAAGUCUUUGAUGCCAAAUCCACAAAUCGCUGGUAAUCAAAACAGUGGCGCGAUUGCGGACAUGCCUCCGCCUCCUGAAUCUAGCCGCAUUCACGAUCAGGUCAACACCUCUCCCGAGGACACGCUGAUGGAAGAACGUUCCGAGGCUGGGAGCAUGCGUCUUAGUGCCUCAGAAGUCCGCUAUGUUGGAGGCGACCACUGGGCGGCGAUUCUUGACAGUAUUGCCGACCUCAAGGAUCAUUUUGACCGGGAUGAGAACCUCAAAUUGGCCAACACCCCAGAUCAAACUCAGGAUGACAGUGGAGGUGACCCUGUAGGACGGCCUCCGUCACCUCACGCCCUGCUUCUUUAUGGCGCUAGGCGUGCAAACUCGCGCGAUGAGAUCCUCGCCGCGCUCCCUCCCAAAACCGCGGUAGAUCGCUAUAUCUCUCGUUUCUUUAACCGUCUCGACCUAGUAGCCUCUUCGGCUGUUCAUGGUCCAACGUUUGUUCGUGAGUAUGAGGCAUUCUGGGCUAACCCCGUUGGCGCGUCUAGCAUCAUAUGGGUUGGUCUACUCUUUAGCAUGAUAUGCCUCGCCCUGCUCGCUUCUGACGCAAGCGACUCGGAGCGCGGGUGCGAAGCCGAACAAUUGCAGAUCAAUCUGUAUCGCGAGAAGAUCGUACAAUGUCUCAUCAUGGGCGAAUACACCAAGUCAGCGCCUUAUGGAUUGGAGACACUGAUCAAUUAUGUAUAUAUCGAAUUCAUGAUGGGCGUUGAUGCUGGUAAGGAUAUCUGGUUCUUGCUCGCUCUAGAGGUCAAUCUUGCGAUGCGUAUGGGUUACCAGCGAGAUCCUAGCCAUUUUUCUGGAAUUUCUCCCCUCCAGGCUGAGAUGCGGCGGAGAUUGUGGGCUACUGUUCUACUAGGCGACACUCUCAUCUCAAACCAGAUGGGAAUGCCUUGUAUGAUCUCGUCCAAUCAAUACGAUACGGCCGAGCCGCGUAAUCUCAACGACGACGACCUAGAUGAAAGCAUGACUGAGCUACCACCUCCGCGCCCGGAGACCGAAUAUACCACUACUCUCGGUAUCAUAGCAAGAAGGAGAGUGUUGGUGGCUCUGAACCAUGUCUCCGGGGUUGUAUCAUCAAUUAAAGCCGCUAGCUACGCCGAAGUGAUGCAAGUUGACGGCAUUCUUCGACAAGCUGUUGCUAGCAUUCCCCCGCCACUGAAAAUGAAGCCCCUAGCAGUUAGUGUCACUGAUACUCCGCAUAUCAUCAUGGCUCGUCUUUUUCUCAGGCAUCUCCAUCUCAAAGGAGAUAUCAUGCUCCAUCGUCGGUUUCUAUACGCGGAGUCAACUUCAAAGGACGAAGAUACCUUCGCAUAUUCACGAAAGGCAUGUUUAGAUGCCUCGCUCUCCUCACUGGAGAUCCAAGACUUGCUUGACAGGGAACUGUACUCUGGGGGUCUACUUCAUACGAUGCGCUUCCGAGUAGGCUCUCUCAUGAACCAUCAUUUCUUGACAGCUACGAUGAUCCUGUGCUCCAUGGUGCAUCGCCGGCAGACUAUGGGCCGACAAGAGGAGAUAUUAGCAGCUUUGCGAAAUACAAGAAUGAUCUGGAUGCGUAAAAGCAACACAUCUAGGGAGGCAAAGAAGGCUGCGGAAACUAUCAGCAUUGUGCUGGCGAGGGCAGCUGACGCCAGUACCCACGGCGUUGGUCCUAGAGACGAGGAUGUCAGUACAAGUGGCAAAGAGCCGCAGAACAUAUCGAACACGGAUCCCUCCAUUGCUUUCACUAAUGGUGGAAUGGGACUUGAUAACCAAGGGAUGUUUAGGGAUUUGGGUCUUUAUUCACCCGAUGCUUUUACAAUGCCGGGCGUACUUGGAACAUUCACUCCCCCAGGCUAUCCAAGCCAGUCCUUUGACUUUGACGUAGCGGAAAAUUGGAUGAUGCCAGGCACCAAUUGGUAGUAGUUAAGUACAGUUCAGGGUUACUUUGGGUACGCAUGGCGGCGGCGUCUGGGCGCAUUCGAUUAGGGUAAGGAACACGUCUGGGUCUGUCGGAUAAAGACGUUGGUCGGGGGUAGCACAGCAAUACACAACAAGUUCAUCAGUUAAAACAGUGGAAAUGGCCUAUGCCACAAGAUUCCUAAUACCCAUUAUGUUAAAAAGGUAAGGCAUUUGAAGUUGCACACUAUCU